Molecule: messenger RNA, 1732 nt
Organism: Hippoglossus stenolepis (Pacific halibut)
Lineage: Eukaryota; Metazoa; Chordata; Actinopteri; Pleuronectiformes; Pleuronectidae
Exons: 3
Coding region: 15-1256 (413 amino acids)
Source: RefSeq, a predicted model, not a curated record
AGGCAUUUAAGUUGAUGUCCGUUCUGCUGCAGGUUCGAGUGACACGUGCUUUCAGACAGUUUGGAGAGAUGUCCGGUCUGCGGGCCUUCGGUUCUGUGCCUGUGGACAAGUGGACCAUCCACCGCGAGUCCAGAAAGAGAUAUUUCUGUGAAGUCUUGCAGUUGGGAUUCCGCCAGAGGAAACCAGGAAGCGCCUCCAGAGAGAGGAAGAGGAUCCGAUUCUACGGAGAGAGAAGGCCUCGCCGUCAGCCCGUCCAGAGGCUGAGCUGCAGAGGCAAUACAAGGUCCUUCAGCGAGAUGACUGAGGUACCGCUAAUGAAAUGUCCCCAAGAGAUGUCCCCCGCCCCCAAGAGGAGGAGGAUCAACACUGGGGAAGCGGUGAAGACCAAUGAGGCUCCUCGCACCUCAGCAGUGGAUCCUGCACCUGAGCUCAGGGUCCAGAGGAGGAGAUGGAACCUCCGCUACUCGAAGACGGUGCCAGUCACUGAAGACGAGGUCACAGAGGCAGAAAAAGUCUCUCACAAAAAGACCUGGAUCACCGGAUCCAGCUACAUCCACCAUGACGGUGCUGAGGACACGGAGGCUCCUGGCACCUCAGCAGUGGAUCCUGCACCUGAGCUCAGGGUCAAGAGGAGGAGCUGGAACCUCUCCUAUUCAAAGACGUCACCUGUCACUAAGGAGAAGGUGACAGAGAGAAAAGUCUCACACAAAAAGAUCUGGAUCAUUGGAUCCAGCUACAUCCACCGUGGGGAGAAAGCUUCCUUUGACUGUUUCGGCCAGAACUUUGGUCUCAAUGCCAAAGUGGAGUGGUUUGGCAAAGGAGGCCUGCGGUGGAGUGGAGUCCUUCCUCGCUUUUACAGCGAGCUGUCGACGCAGAGUCCCCCAGACAUUCUGGUCGUUCACGCCGGUGGCAACGAUCUGGGACUCGUGCCAGCCAAGAAACUUGGCGUUGAAAUCACGAGGGGCUUGAUGCAGCUCCACAAAGACUGCCCCUCCAUGAGGAUUCUAUUCUCCUGCAUCAAUGAGCGGCAAGCGUGGCGCUACGGUGAACCAAGGGUCAUCAACGGGGACAGGAGGACAGUCAACCAACUGAUGACCAGGGCUGUUCACCACUUUGGAGGGGAAGUGGUUCAACAUCCACUCCUCAGGUUUUUCAAGAAAAAGCUCUAUCUCCCUGACGGAGUGCACUUCACCCAGGAAGGAAACCACAUCUUUCUGUCAGUGAUCCACGGAGUCCUGAGGAAGAUGCUCCUCUAAAGAGACUCACUCGACUCCUCCCUGGGAGAAAGUUGUUGAUGUAAAUAGAUUGUUGACGAUGAAAUUUCCUGAUCAGUCGGGAAGCAGUGAACUGAAAACACUUUGAGUCUGAAUGUUCAGUUGACUUGUUUCCUGGAUCACAGGAUGUUGAUGACAGCACGUGUGCUUUGUGACAUUUACAACACUGUUGAGAAAAGACGGCGCCUCACAUGAUUGAGAGGUUUAUCAAUGUUUACAGUAUUUAUACAAAAGAAAUGCAAUGACAAUAGUAAUGAUGGUGGUAUAGGAGUAGGCAUGUGGUGUGUGUGUAUAUAUAAUAUAGGACACAUCAGCUGGGUAGAGGGGUGAAGUAAAACCUCCAUAUGAUUCUAUACUAGUGCACUGUGUAGAGAUUAUCGUGUAUAAUUAUUUGUAUUAUUAGUAGUAGUAUUGUUUUAUCUUAUUGUGUAAAUAUUAAAAGCACUAACUUUGAAUAA